AUGAAGACCACCCCCACCACCAUCCAUCUCCGCACCACAUCUUCUUCUGUUACCUCUGUCAACAGCUCGAGCUCUUCCCCUGAGCCGGAGCCUCCUUUGUAUGCAGAGUGUGUCUCCGGUACGGAAGGGAGACGUCCUCCAGCUUAUGGAGACACUACAUCAUCCACCUCACUCCCCACCAACCCAUUCGUCGGCCUCGUCAACCAAAUCAACCUCGGCCAAAUGAUCGUCUGGCUCAGCCGCCCCAGUACCCUCAAAUCCCGAAAACCAGGCCACAGCCAGAUCCAAGCCAAAGUCACCGCCACCAUCCGCACCUGUUACGGCGAUAACGAUACCCUCUUCCAGCGCGCUGUCUUGAUCCAAAACUAUCUCGAAGCGCAGAUCUCGCGCCUGAUUGCCGAGUUUCAAGCAGUCGCAAAGGCUUCUGGGCGUACCCUCCGUUCGGGCGAUCUUAGCUCACUCGUACACGAAGCUCUCGAACCCAUCUAUGCCAGUAUUUCAGAAUACAAUCUCACUUACGGGCUCAAGCUGGUCAUCUGCGAGUCGAAGCAAGCCAGUCGACGGGCCGCCAAGAGUCUGGCGCGACCGGGGUGCCCGCUUUAUCAUAAUAGGACGCUUGAUGAGGUUGUGGAGGGGCUGGUGAUCAGUAGGGAGUGGCAGGUGAAGGAGGCUGUUGAGAGUGUGCUUUUGAAGCACCCGGAGCACGGACGAAGGAGGGGUCGUUCGGUUUGA
This is a messenger RNA of Cryptococcus amylolentus CBS 6039, 732 nucleotides long. RefSeq lists its product as hypothetical. Lineage: Eukaryota; Fungi; Basidiomycota; Tremellomycetes; Tremellales; Cryptococcaceae. Bases 1 to 732 code for a protein of 243 amino acids. The transcript is spliced from 2 exons. The record is from RefSeq and is a predicted model, not a curated record.